AUGUCCAACACCCACCAAGAGAACCCGCAUCAGAAGCAAGAGCAACUCGUUCAGAUCCCGCGGCAGGACUCGGUAGCUAUGGAGAAUGAGGCCUCGGUCAAACUAGAAAGUCUCAAGUCUCUGAAUAAGAGGCUUAUUGAGGAGGCAGUCGAGCGCCGCCAACAGGUGCACUCGCUCAUGCAAUCGAAAGGGUCUCUGGAAUCCGAACUCACUCGGUCUAAAUCGGAGAUGGAGGUGUUGAGGAACGAGUUGACUCAGGUGAGUGAGAGGGUUGUGCAUUUUGAACUGGAAAGGAGUGUUGUGUCUGUGUUUGUUGCUUUGCAGGUGGAUCAACAGGCUGAGGUGGUCGAGGGGAAAACCAAGGGAUUGGAGAGUAAAAUAAAGGAUUUGUUAAGGAUGAUUGACGAAAAUGAACGCAGAAUCGGGUUGUUGAAUAAGAAACUGAGCGUGAGUGGAGCAGAAUUGGAAUCUGAGCGAGAGAGUUCGAGAAGGGUUAUUGAAGAGAGGGAUGAAAUGAAGGGUAAGCUUGAUGUGCAAAUAGAGAAGGCCAACGGAUUGAGGGCGAAUUUGGUUGAACUGGAGGAAGGAAAAAAACUGAUCGAGCAAGAAUUAGAAAAAAUACAGGUUGAAUAUAAUCGUUCCAUGGAGGAAAAACAAGAGGGGGAGAGGAAAAUCGAAGUAAUGAUGAGUGAUAAAAAAUUGGUCGACAAGAGUUUAGUUGAGUCCAAUAAGUUGAUUGAGGAAAUGAAGAAAGAAAUUCAGGAGGUUAUCAAGGAAAAACAAAGAAUUGAAGAGGAGAAAAAAAUGGAAAUAGUGAAGGGAAGUGAGUUGGAGAAUGUGGUAAGCGGACUGAAUGAGAAGGUGAUGAGUUUGCAAAAGGAGGAGGAAAAGUUGCGUGUAAAUGUAGCAGAGUUGGAGAAGAAAUACAUUGAAGGUGUGGAGAAGAAAAAGGAUAUGGGAAGGGAGAUUGAUGAAUUUAUGAAGGAAAAGAAGUUGAAUGAGAAGAUCCGUGAGGGAUUAAUAGAAGAGAAGAAUCUUGUUGAGAAGAAUAUGAAUGAAAUGUUGAAUCGAUUAGAUGAGCAUAGUCGGAAAAUUGAAGAAUUGGUCAAUGAGAAGAUUGUGUUGGUGAAUGCUAAAGAUAGACUUGCAAGUGAAGUGGAAUCUUUGCAAAAUGAAGUGGCUAAAUUCCAAGGCGUCGUUUUAGAACAGGAAGUGUCUGGCAGGGAUAAGAUAGAGAAAAUUAAAAACUUAGAAUCUGAAAUAAGUGGUUAUAAAUACGAGAUUGAGCAGAUUAAAGGUGAGAACGACAAUGUUAGAAAGUAUUUGGAUGAAGAGAAACAGAAUGCUGUAGGAUUGGAGGAGAAGAUUGAAGAAAUGGAGAAAAGAAUUGAAGAAAGUGAGAAUAUCACCGGGGAAGUGAAGGCUGAGAAUCUCACCAUACUCAGAGAAAAGAAAGAAUUGGAAAACCAAUGUGAUGUGUUGAAGAAGUCUAUAGCCUCUAUUGAAAAAUCACUUGGUGAGGCACAAAAUGGACUUGACGCCAUGAGGGGAAAAGUGGAAUUUGCGGAUGCCAAUACAAGUCUAGUUAUGAAUAUGUUGAGGGACACAGCAGCCUUCUGUUCAAAGGAAGAAAGGGGGGAUGCUGUGGAUGGUAAUUUGCUUGGUGGGAAACAGAUUAAUGGUGAAGAAAUGAAGACAUGCGCGGUGGAAUUGGAGACGAUCAAGAAUGCCUUUAUGAGUAAAGAAACUAAAGUUGAAAACAUGAAGAGACAACUCGAAUUCCUGCAGAUUUCGGUUGCUGAAGCACACAAGAAGAAGAGCUUUUGGACUGUUUUGUCCUCGAUUACCACACUCUUGGCCGCUGUUUCUCUUGCAUUCGCUGCACACGGUCGCUGA
Messenger RNA from Fraxinus pennsylvanica, 1896 nucleotides. The record is from the annotation of a GenBank genome assembly. Lineage: Eukaryota; Viridiplantae; Streptophyta; Magnoliopsida; Lamiales; Oleaceae.